GAGAGCAGGCAGAGGGUCGAAGAACCGGCAGGAGAGGAAAAACAGGAGCGGUGAAUCGCCACACAGCCAACAGCAGACGGAGACCAGAAAACUCUCAGGCAAAACCCGUACUCAGGAACGGAAGGCUGUAGUGUUUACCGGGGCAGAGACGAGAAGAGAAGAGAAGAGAAGAUCAGAGGCAAGCCGAGUGCUUGGUGAUGUGGAGCAGCUGGGAAGACCAGUGACUGCUGCCCAGAUGGGAAAGAGACACAACAUGAAAGCAAGCACAGGUUUGGUGGAAAUCAUAGGGUUGACAGAAAAAUUUACAUUUAAUCCGAAAGAGGGAAUAGACAACCCAGUGAUGGUGAUCACAGAAGACUUUGUGUCGACGCCCAGCCCUCGUUUGUGUGUCCUUAAACGGGAGGAAGGGGAGUCCUAUGCCUUCCAUCUGCGGGUGGAGAGGGGGUGCCAGGGUCAUGUAAUCAGAAAUGUAGUGUCAGGAGGCAUAGCGGCGUGCAGUGGCCUUAAAGAUGGAGACAGGCUUCUGGGAGUCAACAACUGCUAUGUUGAUGAUGUCCCUCACCCUGAGGUGGCUAAGAUGAUAAAGCAAAGUGGACACCAGUUAUGUUUAUUAGUGUUGGAUGGUGAGGAGUAUGAGCAGGCCAUGUCCCGAGGUCAAGACCUCCGAGGUCUGGCCAGAGGGAAGGGCUGCAAACCACCCAGACUCUGCCACAUUACCAGGGAUCCUGUCUCAGGUCUGGGCAUCAACUUCACACCCAUAGAAGGAGGGAAAGGUCGCUUCUCUGUGAACCUGGUUAAAGGAGGUGCGGCUGAAAAGGCCGGGGUGUGUAAGGGAGAUCACCUGGUGUGGAUGAAUGGUGCAGCAGUGUCCAAUCUCACACACUCUGCACUCAGCAGAAUGGUACAAAGUUUGCCUGUUUUAUUAUCAGCAUUUUUUUUAAAAGUUAAGUCACGACAAUUUGGCCACAUUUUAUCGUGCUGUUGUUUGUUUCAAACCUUUUGAAACUUUUAUGGCCUACAAAAGAGGUUUUCAAUUACAAUAUUGACAGCCCAGUCGCAAGUAGAAAAUGUUGGCAUUAUACAUUCUGCAAGCCAUGAAUACAUUACAUUUGCACGUUUCAUACGCAUCAUAUCAAAGUUUCAAAGGUGACAUGGUAUAUGAGCUGAUCUGUCAUCAGAAGAUGGAGGGAGUGUCACUAGGUAAGAGGCCUAGGUGUUUUGUA
Messenger RNA from Epinephelus lanceolatus (giant grouper), 1223 nucleotides. The record is from RefSeq and is a predicted model, not a curated record. NCBI's taxonomy places the organism in Eukaryota, Metazoa, Chordata, Actinopteri, Perciformes, Serranidae.